CCCGCAACCACCACAAAUUGCUGCUCGCUGCUACUCCCCUCCUCCUCGCCGUCAUGAGUCUCCUCUCUCCCAUCUACAAUCUUCCCAACCAUGUUUUGGAGAAACAAAAAAUGUACCAGAACAACACCAAGCCCAUUAUGCUGCGUGGGCCCAGGUCCAAUCUCUACGUCGGGACUUUCGGUGUUCUAUUUGGCGUUGGAAUGUUAGGCACGCUCUAUGGAGCAUACUCCCUGACUAAGGGCAAGCCGUCGGAAUCUUAAUAGAUUUUUCUAGAGACGUAAUUGUACUGCAAGCAAGCAGAUGUGCAAUGAAUUCUAACCUGAGAGUUGCA
Molecule: messenger RNA, 331 nt
Organism: Laccaria bicolor S238N-H82
Lineage: Eukaryota; Fungi; Basidiomycota; Agaricomycetes; Agaricales; Hydnangiaceae
Exons: 5
Coding region: 54-260 (68 amino acids)
Source: RefSeq, a predicted model, not a curated record